AUGAUGCGAAGCGUGUUGUCGUCCGUGGGGAGCCGGGCCUCGGGAGUCACCAAGUUGCUCGACACCUCCAAGCUCGCCGCUCCGACCUGCGUGUCCGUUUCCCGACGCGAUUUCACUCGUCACGAAAUCCCCGACAAGCUCAAGGACAUGCCCGAGCUGGCCAACCCGUCCUUUUUCGACAUGGUAGAGUAUUUCUUUCACCGAGGCUGGCAAGUGGUGGAAGAGAAGCUGGUCGACGAGAUGUCAGGCAAGGCCUCGCGCGACGCCAAGUUCGAGCGUGUCCAGGGCACGCUCAACAUCAUCAGGCCGUGUCACCACAUCCUGGAGAUCAACUUCCCGAUCAAGAGAGACGACGGGAGCUAUCAGGUCAUCCAGGGGUUCCGAGCCCAGCACAGUAUUCGUUACUCGAUGGACGUAUGCGCAGACGAAGUCAAGGCCCUGUCGGCGCUCAUGACGUUCAAAUGCGCUGUAGUCGACGUGCCUUUCGGCGGAGCCAAAGCCGGCAUCAAAAUCAAUCCCCGCGAAUAUUCCGAGGAAGAAUUGGAGAAAAUCACGCGUCGAUUCACCCUGGAAUUGGCCAAGAAGGGAUUCAUCGGACCGGGCAUCGACGUGCCGGCCCCGGACAUGGGCACUGGAGAGCGAGAAAUGUCUUGGAUCGCUGACACGUAUGCCAACACAGUCGGACACCUUGACAUCAACGCCCACGCGUGUGUCACAGGCAAACCCAUCAAUCAGGGUGGGAUUCACGGCAGAAUUUCCGCUACUGGACGAGGCGUGUUCCACGGGCUGGAGAACUUCAUUAUGGAGGCCUCGUACAUGAGCAUGAUUGGAACGACACCUGGUUGGGGCGAGAAAACAUUCAUUAUUCAGGGAUUCGGUAAUGUAGGCUUGCACACCAUGCGGUAUCUGCACAGAGCGGGCGCCACAUGUAUUGGAAUAGUGGAGCAUGACGGUGCCAUUUUUAAUCCUCACGGAAUCGAUCCUAAAGAGCUGGAGAACUACCACAUAGAGAACAAGACCAUCGUGGGCUUCCCUGCUGCUCAGGCGUACGAAGGUGGUCAGGAUCUCAUUUUCGAAAAGUGCGACAUCUUCGUGCCGGCUGCUAUUGAACAAGUCAUCACCAAGGACAACGCACAUAGGUUGCAGUGCAAGAUCAUUGCCGAAGCUGCCAACGGUCCGACGACUCCAGCAGCGGACAAAAUUUUGUUGGAAAAGAAUAUUCUCGUCAUUCCGGACAUGUAUGUGAAUGCUGGUGGUGUGACAGUCUCGUACUUUGAAUGGCUGAAGAAUCUGAAUCACGUUUCAUACGGGAGACUGACUUUCAAGUAUGAGAGAGAAUCAAACUACCACUUGCUGGAAUCCGUCCAGGAAUCCUUGGAGCGUCGCUUCGGACGUGUUGGUGGCAAAAUCGACAUUACGCCAUCGGAAGCUUUCAGCAAACGCAUCGCUGGUGCAUCAGAAAAGGACAUCGUCCACUCAGGUCUCGACUACACCAUGGAACGGUCAGCCAGGGCGAUCAUGGCAACUGCGAUGAAGUACAACUUGGGCCUGGACUUGCGCACAGCUGCGUACGUCAACUCCAUCGAGAAGAUCUACAACACAUAUCGUCAAGCCGGCCUCACUCUGUCUUAAUUUUUCAGUCGGUGUUAUAUUAUCAUUUUCUGGUUCUUCUUUCCUUGCCUUCACUUCCCACUUUUAUUCCUUUUGAAUACGUUCCGAUUCCUUUGAUUUAUCGUAUCGGAAGAGCAAAGAGAAAGGAAUUAUUACAGUGAUGAUGCUCAGUCGAACUUCUAUAAAUGAGUCGCUGGCCGCAUUGGUGCAAUAUAUUUUUUCGGGAUGCCGUCCUUUUCCUUCGCCGACUUGAUUUGGCUUAACAUUCGUUUUUUUUGGCAUAGCUUGAUAGAUAAAUAUUUUAAAGACACACUCUUGCUUCUAAUAACACUUCAUCAGUUUCGAAAAUGCCGCUGAUUCCAUAUUAUUAUUAUUUGCUGGUCUGCGGGAAAAUUUUGUCUGCUUGAUAAAUGUAUCAAAAGUAGUAAUGGAGUCGGUUAUCAUUGUCAGACGUUUUGGAAGGACAAUUGCAGUUGAAAUUAUGUGAUGAAGAAUUAAAAUAAGCUUUUUUCCUAAAAACACUUCAGACAAAUUUUCACCAGCUGAAAUAGAUUAUUACAAUUUUUCUUUCUGAGAAACCUUUCUUCAAGCCCACCUUUCUAAUUUUUG
This is a messenger RNA of Notodromas monacha, 2220 nucleotides long. The record is from the annotation of a GenBank genome assembly. Lineage: Eukaryota; Metazoa; Arthropoda; Ostracoda; Podocopida; Cyprididae.